GGGGGAGGGAACUCCUGGAGGGUCUUAGGCCGGCCCUCAAGACGCCGCAGAGAGAAGAUGCAGUGAGGGCGGCCUGGCUGGAGCCGUGGAGCCGAGCGCCACGGGUGGCAAGGGCCAAGUGCUGUUCCCCGCGGGGGCGCACGGCCGCAGGCCCCGGAGGUGGGGCCUUCCCCAAAGAACCGGCGACGGAGGUGGGGGGGGGGGCUUCCUCGUGGCCACGGCCGGGGCUGCAAAGAGGCUGCCCCUCAGCCUCCGUUGGGCUCCUUCCCUAGUGGGAGGGCGAGAGGGAAAGAGGGAGGAGAGAGAGGAGGGGGAGGAGGAGCUGGGGAGAGGGGGCUCCGCGCCAACCGCCGGCGGAGCCAGCCGCUCCUCGGGGAGGACGGGUGGGCGGGGGAGGGCGCGCCGAGGCCCGCUCCGGAGCAGUGGCCGCGGAUGACGGCAGAGGUGCAGCCAGCCCCGCGCGCGCAGCCCCCUCCCCCUCGCCCUCCUCCCCCCCCUCCUCUUCCUCCUCCUCCUCCUCCUCCCGGCUCGUCGGCGGCGCAGAGCAGCGGCGGCAGCGGCGGCGGCGGCAGCAGCCACCCGAUGUCUUCGGCGCCCGAGAAGCAGCAGCCACCGCACGGCGGCGGCGGCGGCGGCGGCGGGGGAGGCGGCACGGCCAUGGACCCCGCGUCGUCCGGCCCGUCCAAGGCCAAGAAGACCAACGCCGGCAUCCGGCGCCCGGAGAAGCCGCCCUACUCGUACAUCGCGCUCAUCGUCAUGGCCAUCCAGAGCUCGCCCACCAAGCGCCUGACGCUCAGCGAGAUCUACCAGUUCCUGCAGAGCCGCUUCCCCUUCUUCCGCGGCUCCUACCAGGGCUGGAAGAACUCCGUGCGCCACAACCUCUCUCUCAACGAGUGCUUCAUCAAGCUGCCCAAGGGCCUUGGGCGGCCUGGUAAAGGCCACUACUGGACCAUCGACCCGGCCAGCGAGUUCAUGUUCGAGGAGGGUUCCUUUCGGCGGCGGCCGCGCGGCUUCCGAAGGAAAUGCCAGGCGCUCAAGCCCAUGUACAGCAUGAUGAACGGGCUCGGCUUCAACCACCUCCCGGACACCUACGGCUUCCAGAGCUCUGCCGGCGGCCUCUCGUGCCCGCCCAACAGUCUGGCGCUGGAGGGCAGCCUGGGCAUGAUGAACGGCCACUUGCCGGGCAACGUGGACGGCAUGGCUUUGCCCAGCCACUCGGUGCCACACCUGCCCGCAAACGGCGGGCACUCGUACAUGGGCAGCUGUGGCGGCGCAGCGGCGGGUGAGUACCCGCACCACGACAGCUCGGUGCCCGCCUCCCCUUUGCUGCCUGCAACCGCCAGCGGGGUCAUGGAGCCGCACGCAGUCUACUCAGGCUCCACGGCCGCCUGGCCGCCCUCGGCCUCUGCAGCCCUCAACAGCGGCGCCUCCUACAUCAAGCAGCAGCCCCUGUCCCCCUGCAAUCCCGCGGCCAACCCCCUGUCUGGCAGCCUCUCCACGCACUCCCUGGACCAGCCGUAUCUACACCAGAACAGUCACAACGCCCCAGCUGAGUUGCAAGGCAUCCCGAGGUAUCACUCCCAGUCCCCCGGCAUGUGUGACCGCAAGGAGUUCGUCUUCUCCUUCAACACCAUGGCGCCCUCGUCCAUGCACUCGGCCGGCAGUGGCUCCUACUACCACCAGCAGGUCACCUACCAAGACAUCAAGCCCUGUGUGAUGUGAGACCACAGCGAGCAGGCCCCACCGGCCCGGGCGGCCUGGCGCAGGGAUCUGGAACGCAUUGCAAGAAACUGCUUUAUUCUUGAGGUAUAACCAUAGGCAGAAGACAGGGUUUGACCCCUACCCACCUGGAUUAUUUGGAAAGAAAUCCCCAAGGCAAAGACGCAGCACGGCGGUCAGCACCUCCUCCCCCACUUCUUCAAAAGAUUAACAAAUGGUGGCUGUGGGGUCCGUCUGACCGCAGCUGUUGGUAAAUAAGUAUCUGGUUUUGAUCCAGUCGAAGGCGGCCGAGACGGUGCUGUGUUGGGGGGACCCUCAACAUCCAAACGAGAAUUCUGCUGAGGCCUCUCCCCGCUUUCCCUCCAAUGGCAGAAGUGGGGGAAGGUUUUCAGAAGAAAGGCCAGCAUGUGAGACCAUCAUUAUCAAAUACUUUAUUUUUUCGUCGAGUAUUUAUCUUUUUAUUUUUAAUUUUUUUUUUUGAAAGAAUGUCUUGGAAUGCGCAAGUCUCCUCUUAGAGCCGUGUUUGGCAGGGAAGGGGGGCAAGAAAUCCCAUCUCCCUCCCCAUCUCGGAAGCCCUCCAGCAACCACAGGUGGAUCUUUGUGCGGACUUGCGUUUCCGAAGCCACUGCUCCUCUUACAAAAAGAAACCGGGAGGAGCCCAGCAGCAGGGGCUCCCCGGGCCUCGCCCUCCCCUCACUCUUCCUUGGCCUUCUCGACAGCCCUUUUGGUUUUGUUUCCGAUUGCAUUUGGACUGUUCCGGCGGGUGUUCGUCUCACAGGACCCAACCGUCUCCCGAUCUCUACUGUAAAAACGUGCUGGCGGCAGAGCAAGGGGAGCACCGCGCGGCGCGGGGACAGGGAGGCCGGUGAGCGCACGGAUUCAGGAUGGCGGCGAAGGCGACGCAGAAAGGUUAAGGCACUUUUUUAAACUAUAGCAAGGCUCAUCCUGUUAUUUAUUCUACUUUCUUCCCUAAUAAUCGAAACACCGCAUCGGCUCCUCCGUUUAUCAGUAUUAAUGGUGUAACUUUGUUGGCAAUAUUUGCCGCGUAGAAAUUUUUUUUUUUAGAGGUCCAUUGUAAAUUUUUGAAACAAAGUCCAAUCUGUGUAAAAACAAAUUUCCAUAUGUUUAUAUAAAUAUAUAUAUAAAAUGAAGGACUAGCCCUUUUUUAGUAUUUGGCUGCUGGGGUGCAGCGUUUGUGACACGUAUUUUAAAUUUCCUUCUGCACUGUAUAAAAUGACAAUUCGAGGAUGUUUUGCCUUUUGUGUAUUUUUUCCUAAAAAAAGAACAAAAAUAAAAAUGUAUAACAUUUGUA
Mustela lutreola (European mink) is the source of this 3031-nucleotide messenger RNA. RefSeq names its product forkhead box F1 (gene FOXF1). Lineage: Eukaryota; Metazoa; Chordata; Mammalia; Carnivora; Mustelidae. Gene Ontology annotation, molecular function: DNA-binding transcription factor activity, RNA polymerase II-specific; RNA polymerase II cis-regulatory region sequence-specific DNA binding. Gene Ontology annotation, cellular component: nucleus. The record is from RefSeq and is a predicted model, not a curated record. Gene Ontology annotation, biological process: animal organ morphogenesis; regulation of transcription by RNA polymerase II. The transcript is spliced from 2 exons. Bases 433 to 1722 code for a protein of 429 amino acids.